This is a messenger RNA of Cercospora beticola, 3342 nucleotides long. RefSeq lists its product as uncharacterized. The record is from RefSeq and is a predicted model, not a curated record. Lineage: Eukaryota; Fungi; Ascomycota; Dothideomycetes; Mycosphaerellales; Mycosphaerellaceae.
CUUGCCUGGCGGCCCUGGUCCAGGCUACAGUAGCCGCAGCUCCAACGGGGGCGCACUUGUGGCUGUGCUGAGAGGGUAUUUCGAGACGGUCAGCAGCAAGGCGGGCAUCCACUCAGCAGACCACUCAUCCCUUCAUCGCGCAUGGCUUGGGACUCGCGGUAGGGCUGACGGAGCGAAUCAGUGCGCGCUCCAACCGCUGGCGCACCUGCCGCAUCGCAUCGGCCCUUUGCACCUGCUGCUGCUGCUGUUGCGCUGCUGCUGCUGCUCAGCUCGCACGCCCGGCCGGCAUUUUGCACGUUGCACUGUGGCCCAUUGCUCGUUGCAAGCCGCUCCGAGCUGUGACGGCGUGCACGCGCUUGACAGGACGCCGCUUGCCACACGCACUGCCGUCGGUGCAUUUGAAGGCCUGACCUGACCUGAUCUGACCCUCGACAACCCACGAUCCCACGGAUGGUGGAGCUUGGGUGCUAGCAGCGUGUGCCGCCCAUGAGCCCGCAAUCAACAUGUCUGGCAUACCGGACAUUCACCUCAACCACGAACGCUUCCACAGCCCGCCACGCUUCCACCGCGGCCCAGCGCCCAUGGCAAUCCCGCGAGCGCAAGAGCAGCACGUCCCGCCGCCAUUGCCUCCGCCAUCCUUCCUCUCCAUCUCGCCCAACCACGACCCAGGCUGGCAGUGGGGCAACGAUCCGAAUGGCUCUGACUUUGGACGACCAGCUUCAGUCAAGCCCGGCAGCAGUCUGCUAGGUGGGGCACCGGCGAGGACGUUUGGUGGCAGGGCGGAGAAAGAGAACGAUGCUGCAUACCACCACCACAUCGAUUGGGCGCGUCGCGGGAGCUCCAUCUCAACGGCGACCACCUCGACCGUUACGGGCAACAUCAACGACAUGGCAGAAAGUGGGAGCUUGACGCCCAGCGACGAUGGCAGCAUGUCACGGCCAACGUCAAACUACAGGCUCCAUGGCGAGAGACACCUCGAACAGCGCACGCUGGAAGCAUCAUCAAACACUUAUGACAAGCAGCUACUGAGCCGCAUUGGAGGUCCCAAUGGCCCGCCGACACCGAAGCGGACGUCGCUUUCUUACUCCAGCGGGAAUGCACAGGAGACUGCACAGCUAGCCCACGCAGAGAGCGAGCGUCGAAAUUCUCAGCUGCUGCGUCCGCUCUCCAUGCCCGAACGGCAGCAGCAACAGAGUUCGUUGGAUUCCCCCGCUAGCUCGCGUUGGCCAUCCUCCGGCGCAGUGUCUCCAGGGUUCACCGGCUUCUGGCCUGAGGGUGGCCCGACAGAGCACAGCCGUUUCCAGCCUUCACGACAUAGCAGUAUCACAUUCGAGGACAGCAUAUCGCAACGAGGGAGCUACGAUGCGUCUAUGUAUGCACAAGAAGACUUUGUGGAAGAUAGCCACAUGCGCGAUCUCCACAUCCAGGACCGUCUUGAUCGAAGUCCCGGGUCCGAUGCACGCGGACAAAAACGUCGUGCAUCAUCACCACCGCGAGACCUCUCCCGGGAGGAUCGCUCUUCGGUGAGCAGUGCUUCUACGCACAGUGAGGCUGCUCAGCGGCGAAACUUGUUUCACCAGCCACGAAUAUCGCCCAUCUCCAGACUUCAUCCGAAUAACUCGUCAAUAUCCUCCGCCUCAUCGUAUGGCCCAAGGCAUGGUUCCCUAGGAUCAUCCCUUGGUGGACUCAGCAUACCAAGCACUGCUGCGACUAGCUACUCCUCAGGCCGCAUUUCGCCGGGUGGGCUGUCUCCUGCUUUUGACCCCACCGAUUCCAGGUUCAGUGCACAGUUCAAAGGGCUCAGUCCGAACUCAGCCAUUGCUGCUCCUCAUCAGAGAACACUUUCGCAAAGCUCGCAAGGUCCACAACCGAUCGCCUCAGCUGACAGUGCACCCCAAUCACGCCAUCAUUCGGUGUCUCAAAUCCACGGAGUAUACAUCUGCGAAUGCUGUCCGAAAAAGCCGAAGAAGUUCGACACAGAAGACGAGCUACGCUUGCAUGAAUCGGAAAAACAGUACACAUGUGCUUACUGUCCGAACAGGUUCAAAAACAAGAACGAAGCGGAGAGACAUCAGAACUCCCUGCACCUGCGACGUCACAGUUGGUCGUGUGCUGCUCUCGCCGGUGUCGAGGCGGCCUUUCACGCCUCGUCCGCUGGCAGCGGACAUGAUGUGUGCGGAUACUGUGGCGAGGAAUUUCCCAACCCACCACAGUGGGAUCUGCGGGCCGAGCAUCUCAACCAUGUGCACAAAUUUGGCGAGUGCAACCAGGCGAAGAAGUUCUUCCGGGCUGACCAUUUCCGACAACACUUGAAGCAUAGCCACCAAGGCACCUCAGGGAAAUGGACAAACAUGCUCGAGCUGGCAUGUAUGAAAGACGAACCACUCCCCGAGAAGCGUGUUACGCAAUCCAGCCAGGCUGCGCCGCCCGCAGUACUGGUCUCUGCGAAUGGCAGCCCGCCCAGCACUCAGCCAGCCAAUACGACAGGAGUGGCGUCCGUGGAACCAAGCUGAAGUACACACAACACCACGCCGAUGGAAUGAAACACUUGAGAUUCGAAGAGCCUUGCAGCAGCAAGCCAGCCUUGACCACGAGAUCAUCAACACGAGCAAGUUUUCGGAUGAUCGCGUAUAGUCUGUCUGCCACUCCGAGAGCUCACUCGAGUACGAGCUCUACUUUGCUCGGGUACGGUGAUAGGACCGAACAACAAGACAGACCUCUAUAGCUCGAACUCGUGGGACAAAUCAGCUGCGAAGUCAAGCGCCUCAAUCCCACGAUCGGGAGCUUGCCCACAUCCAUUAUGGUCACAAGUGCUCGAGUCGCCAGCAGCUUGUAACCGUGAGCUCAAAAAUUUGGCUCACGAUGGCAAUUUGCGUCGUCAAUUGCGAGAGCCUCGCGGCGGACACGCACCGUGAUGCCGUCAGCUGCUCUUGGCAGGCUGACUUGCAGCGUCCAAACGACAAACGGUUCAGCCACGUCCGGUGCUUACGAUCCUUGCUCGUAGUCACGAGACUUGGGAGUACAAACUUGGACACCCUUUGUGGCGGCUGAUGUUUUGCGCAAUGCAAUCAUACUUGACCUGAGUCAAUGGCGUACCGGAGAGGUAGAGGAGGAGGAACUCUGGCCUCGUAGCUUUGACCAUCAGGAUUGCUGCUGCUGCUGCUGCCUUAGCGCUGACAUUUCGAAAGCGGGAAGGAUCGAUGAGACUUUCUCUCGCUCGCGUGAACGGGUGGAGGCACGAAGGAAGAGUUUUGGGUUACACGGGUGAUGGGUAGAUGUACGUAAGCAAGGCAAUGCAAGCAGAAACAAUGCAUAGAUGCGUGAGCACGCAGUUUCGGGGCC